Verticillium nonalfalfae is the source of this 1932-nucleotide messenger RNA. RefSeq lists its product as uncharacterized. The transcript has 3 exons. Lineage: Eukaryota; Fungi; Ascomycota; Sordariomycetes; Glomerellales; Plectosphaerellaceae. Gene Ontology annotation, molecular function: long-chain fatty acid transmembrane transporter activity; long-chain fatty acid-CoA ligase activity. Bases 1 to 1932 code for a protein of 643 amino acids. The record is from RefSeq and is a predicted model, not a curated record.
AUGCCUGGUGCGUCCAACCCCCCGAAACUCCCUCUCGCUGUCGCCCUGCCAGCCGCCGCUGCAGGCGCUGCGUACCUGAAUGCGCGCAUGUCUCUGUGGUACGAUGUUCACCUCGUACAAUGCGCCCUUCCAGCGACCUUGUCCGCCUUGUGGCGUGAGCGGACUGACCGUCUGAGUCCCUUCUACGUCCUCGAACGCCAUGCCCAGAACAAGUCCUCCGCGGACCGUACCUUUAUUAUUUUCGAGGGCAAGUCAUGGACAUAUGCUCAAGUAUAUGAAAAUGUUCUUCGCUAUGGCGCCUGGCUGCGGGAGCGCCAUGGUGUCAAGCCUAAAGACAUCGUCGCUGUAGACUUCCAAAACUCCGAUGUCUUCAUCUUCAUCUGGUUCGGUCUCUGGUCAAUCGGAGCGAAGCCUGCCUUCAUGAACUACAACCUCACCGGGAGUGCACUGGCUCAUUGCAUCAAGACUGCCACGACGUCUUUGGUGCUGGUCGACCCAUUGGUUGCCAGCAAUGUAAAUCAAGAAGUACGCAGCGAACUCGAAGCUGUCACAUUCGUGGAGUUCGACCCAACCACACUCGCAGAGAUUGCUGCGACCGAACCUAAGAGGUAUCCUGAUGCCGAUCGAUCCGAGGACAAGUACCAAAAUAUCGCCAUUCUCAUUUUCACUUCCGGCACCACCGGAAUGCCCAAGCCUGCCAUUGUUUCCUGGGCCAAGUGUAUCGUGGGCGGCGUUUUCACAUCUCGGUUCAUCAGCAACAGCACUAAUGAUGUCUUCUACACGUCCAUGCCGCUGUACCACAGCUCGGCUGCCAUCCUCGGCUUUGGCAACACUCUAGAGGUCGGUGGCACGAUUGCCAUUGGGCGUAAGUUUUCGACCAAGACUUUCUGGUCAGAUGUACGCACAUCGGGCGCCACCAUCAUUCAGUAUGUCGGCGAGACGUGCCGCUAUCUCCUCGCCGCUCCGCCACAACUCGACCCCACGACAGGCGAGAACCUCGACAAGAAACACAAGGUCCGAGCAGCAUUUGGAAACGGCCUGCGGCCCGACGUAUGGAGUCGCUUCCGUGAUCGCUUUGGUGUCGACACGAUUGGCGAAUUCUAUGCUGCCACAGAGGGCACCUUUGGCACAUGGAAUCUUAGCCGAAACGAUUUUGCCAAAGGUGCCAUCGGCCGGAACGGCUGGAUUUACAAUGCCGUCAUGGGAAUGAAUCUUGCCAUUGUCGAAGUAGAUCACGAACAAGGCGCCCCAUGGCGAGACCCGAAGACAGGCUUCUGUCGUUCCGCUGGCACGAAUGAACCGGGCGAGCUGCUCUGCCGUGUUUCCCCGACGGACAUGUCACGUCGCUUCCAAGGCUAUUAUGGUAACCCAGAGGCAACGCAGAAGAAGGUGUUACGCAGUGUAUUCCGAAAGGACGACGCCUGGUUCCGCACCGGUGACAUUCUCAAAUGGGAUGGCGAGGGUCGCCUCUUCUUCAGUGACCGCAUAGGAGACACCUUCCGCUGGAAGAGUGAGAACGUCUCGACGCAGGAGGUUAGUGAAGCCAUCGGCUCACACCCGGCUGUGCGCGAGGCCAAUGUCUACGGCGUUGAGCUACCACACCAUGAUGGUCGGGCGGGAUGUGCGGCACUGGUGCUCGAUGAGGGCCGUGGAAUCGAGGCGAAGCCAGAAGACGCCCUCCUCAAGAGCUUGGCGGAACAUGUUAAGAAGGCGCUGCCGAAGUACGCGUUGCCGCUCUUCCUGAGAGUCAUGCCCGACAUGGGAAUGCAGAUGACGGGGACGAACAAGCAGCAGAAGACGGGAUUGAGGGGUGAGGGUGUCAAGCCGGGGGCUAGCGAUGAGAGUCUAAUGUACUGGCUGCAAGGGGAUACCUACGUGCCCUUUACAGCACACGAUUGGCAGCAGUUGGAUGGUGGAAGGGUGAAACUUUGA